Papaver somniferum (opium poppy) is the source of this 1265-nucleotide messenger RNA. Its product is annotated as histone deacetylase 2-like. Gene Ontology annotation, molecular function: histone deacetylase activity. The coding region runs from base 29 to 1120 and encodes 363 amino acids. Lineage: Eukaryota; Viridiplantae; Streptophyta; Magnoliopsida; Ranunculales; Papaveraceae. The record is from RefSeq and is a predicted model, not a curated record. The transcript has 11 exons.
UUUACAAUUCGAUCACAGAGAAGAUAUUAUGAGUACUUCAUCUCCAACCAAUGCAAUCCCAGGACCAGGAGCUUCUUCUUCUCCCUCUUCUGAAGAUGUUGAAACCAUAAGAAAAAAUCGAGUCCUUUCCAGUAAACUCUAUUUUGAUAUUCCAAUCACUAACGCACCUGUAAUUUACUCUUCUUCUUAUGAUAUCGCCUUCUUCGGCCUCGAGAAAUUGCAUCCAUUUGAUUCUUCAAAAUGGGGCAGAAUAUGUCAGUUUCUUAUAAAAGACGGUAUAUUGCAACAAAGUCAGAUUGUCGAGCCUUUAGAAGCUUCAAAUGAUGAUCUCCUAGUGGUACAUACGGAAUCAUAUUUGAGCAGUUUGACUAGCAGCUCUAACGUUUCUAAAAUAAUCGAGGUUCCACCUAUUGCACUACUACCCCAUUGGCUUGUGCGGCAAAAGGUUCUCUACCCAUUUCGCAAGCAGGUAGGGGGAACUAUUUUGGCAGCAAAGCUAGCGAAAGAACGGGGAUGGGCAAUUAAUGUUGGUGGAGGGUUUCAUCAUUGCUGUGCAGAUAAAGGAGGUGGAUUCUGUGUCUAUGCAGAUAUUUCUCUUUGCAUUACCUUUGCAUUUAUGCGGUUAGAUAUUUCAAGGGUGAUGAUUAUUGAUCUUGAUGCGCACCAGGGAAAUGGACAUGAAAUGGACUUUGGAAAAGAUAGAAGAGUUUAUACUCUGGACAUGUACAAUCCCGAUAUCUAUCCCUUUGACUUCAAGGCAAGAGCUUACAUUGAUCAGAGUGUGAAAGUAAAGAGUGGAACUUCAACAAAUGUGUAUUUGAAAAAAUUAGAUAAAGCACUUGAGGUUGCUGGGAUAUGCUUUAAACCUGAAUUGAUUGUGUACAAUGCUGGCACUGACAUCCUUGAUGGUGACCCUCUGGGAGAGUUGAAGGUGAGCCCCGAUGGAGUAGCAAGUAGAGAUGAGAAGGUGUUCAGAUUUGCCAAAGAAAAGAACAUUCCUCUUGUUAUGCUUACAUCAGGUGGUUAUAUGAAAUCAAGUGCUAAAGUUAUCGCAGAUUCAUUGACGAACCUGUUAAAUAAAGAGUUGAUUGAUUUGGCGACUCCUCCUUUGGGUACCUAAAAACAAUAUGUCCGUAUUCAUGGAUUUUCUUGUGUGUACAUAUGUGAGACUGCAAAGGCAAAUUAUGCUUUUACCGUACUUUGGUUUGACUGAUGUGUAUAAAUACAGCUCUAAAAAGCGCCGGAUGAUUCAAUAACAAAAUGUU